CGCAAUAAAAGGGACAGGCUGCACUGGCCAGUGAGUGCAGUACAGAGUGAAACGCCUUAGCCAGUACAAUCUAACUACUGAAAGUACGAAAGUACAAAAUAAAAUGAAAGUUUCUGCCAGUUUGGUACUACUGUUGGCAGCUGCCGUGCUUGCCGACGAUCGCUGCCCACCGCAGGACGAUCCGGAGCAACCGCCCGUCCUGCUAGCGCAUCCCACCGAUUGUGACAAGUUCCUGAUCUGCAACCACGGAACGCCCGUCGUCAGCAAGUGUCCACCCGGGUUGCUGUGGAAUGACUCCCAGAAGCAGUGCGACUACCCUUCGCAGGCACAGUGCGCACCGGGUGUGACGCCCAACACUGAACCCGCUCCCAAACCGUCACCCAACUGUCCACCCGAAUACGAUCCCGACCAUAUGGUGUACAUUCCGCACGAAACUGACUGUGGGAAGUAUUACAUCUGCGAUCCGUACGGUGUUGAGCUGGAGCAGACGUGCCCUUCCGGGUUGCACUGGAAUCCGGUGGUCAACUAUUGCGAUUUCCCAGAGUUGGCGCAGUGUGAAGAGUGAAGUAUCGCUCAAAGUGCUCGAGCUGUUCGCCAAUCGACAUCGCCAAGCUGUGCUUGAAGUGUGCCACUGUGGCUAAGUAGUUGUAAGAAAAAUCCCCUUCUCAACAACCGCAACAAGGAAUGGGGGUUUCUUCUCGUGUCGAUAUCAGGUACUUGAGACGGAGUCGAAGACAUGAUCGGUCACGCUGGCAUGCUUCAGGGUGGAAAGAUUAGUCAAAGCAAGUGUAAUAAAAGUAGGUACAUAAUGAUGUCAGAAUAGAUUGCAUCGCUGUUCUGUGAUAAUCACUACUAAAAAUAAUUAAAAUAGUGCGCCUAAAGUUAUACUUUCA
This is a messenger RNA of Anopheles coluzzii, 893 nucleotides long. RefSeq names its product peritrophin-1. The record is from RefSeq and is a predicted model, not a curated record. Gene Ontology annotation, cellular component: extracellular region. Gene Ontology annotation, molecular function: chitin binding. The transcript has 2 exons. NCBI's taxonomy places the organism in Eukaryota, Metazoa, Arthropoda, Insecta, Diptera, Culicidae. Bases 104 to 565 code for a protein of 153 amino acids.